Sebastes umbrosus (honeycomb rockfish) is the source of this 2208-nucleotide messenger RNA. RefSeq names its product F-box protein 7 (gene fbxo7). Gene Ontology annotation, molecular function: protein kinase binding. NCBI's taxonomy places the organism in Eukaryota, Metazoa, Chordata, Actinopteri, Perciformes, Sebastidae. Bases 157 to 1848 code for a protein of 563 amino acids. The transcript has 10 exons. Gene Ontology annotation, biological process: positive regulation of autophagy of mitochondrion; autophagy of mitochondrion. The record is from RefSeq and is a predicted model, not a curated record.
UUUGAAAAUCUUUAUAUUGAAAACCGGAACUUGUCUGUGUUUAGCUGUGUGCUGGUUUGACGCUGCUGUCUGGGUCGCUCCUGGUCUGUUUACAGAUGCGACUUAUCAGAGAGAUGUCAUAAAACCACCUGGAUUUAAUCACUUUAAUUAAUCACCAUGAAGCUGCGAGUUCGGAUCAACCGACAGACCAGUAGGGUGGAGUUACCGGGAGAAGAACCCAGUCUGAAGGAGCUCACAGAUCUUAUCAAGGACACGGUUCUGUCUUCUCACGGACUCAGUGCAGACACUCAGUUCCGUUUGUCUCUGAACGGCUCUGAGCUUCUGACAGACUCCGGUCAGACUCUGUCGUCCUGCGGCAUCGUCUCUGGAGAUUUGGUCUGUGUCGUCCUGCCUCAGUCUGCAGCCGACAACUCCACCAACUCCACCAACUCCACCAACUCCACCAACUCUACCAACUCUACCAACUCUACCAACUCCACCAACUCCACCAACCCCACCAACCCCACCAACUCAAACCGCUCCACCAACUCCAUCAACCCCAACAACUCUACCAACCCCACCAACCCCACCAACUCAAACCGCUCCACCAACUCCAACAACCCCAACAACCCCAACAACCCUACCCACUCAAACAGCUCCACCAACAGACCGACCAGCAGCUCAGAGAACCAGAGGCAGCAGCAGAACCAACAGACAGCCGCCAUGACCUCCAACCAGGUGAGUGAUUCACCUGUGGAACCAGAACAUGCAGCGGUGGAAGAACCCGGCAGCAGCAGCAGCAGCAGCAGCAGCAGACCUGCGAGGACGGAGUCCGAGGAGACCGGCGAGGUGCUGGACUCUGAUCCGGCGGCCCCUAGCUGGGAGCCAAUGCUGUGCAGCGAGGCGGAGGACGGUCAGGCUCCUCUCUCUCUGGAGCUCCUCCACCACUCGGCCCAGACCAGCAGUCCCAGCGACGCCAUCAUGGUGGCCGGACACCUGCUGAUGAUCGAAACUGGCUUCGUUCCUCAGGGCUGUGAGCUGAAGGCCGGUGAGAUGCCUGCAGGCUGGAGGUCUCCGGCUGGACUCUACAAGCUGCAGUACUCUCAUCCUCUGUGUGAGAGCAGCCUGGCCAUGGUGGUGGCUGUGAGUAUGGGCGCCACGCUCGUCAUCAACGCGACUCUGAAGGUGAACGAAACCGUUGACACGGUCCGUAAACUGUGUCUGAAUCCAUCCAGCUACGUGACCAACGAGUGGCCAGGAGAAAGUGCAGCUGCAGCAUUCAGAGAUCUGAACAAACUGUCCCGACUAUUCAAAGACCAGCUGGCGUACCCGCUGAUCGCUGCCGCCAGAGAAGCGAUGGCUCUGCCUGUGGCGUUCGGUCUGGCCGCUCUUCCUCCCGAACUCCUCCUCAGAGUCCUCAGACUGCUGGACGUCCAAUCGGUGGUCCGACUGUCUUCAGUCAGCCGACACUUCAACGUCUCCACCGCCGACUCCUCGCUGUGGAGGCACCUGUACCGCCGCGACUUCUCAGCUCGAGAUGUCAACAGGUCCAGAGACACCGACUGGAGAGAGCGUUACAAAAGGUUUUAUCAGAUUCGCUCUGAUCUGCGUCACGCGGCCCGUCACCACCCCGUCCCUCCGUUCCACCGGAACCCCAGGGACCUCUUCAGCUGCGUCCCCGUCCCGUUCCACCCCGCGGUGCCCGGCAUCAUCGGGGGCGAGUACGACCAGCGGCCGAGCCUCCCCUACGCCCUCCUGCCACGCCCUCGCCACGACCCCAUCGGCCCGCCGCCGGGCCUCAACGGACGACUUCCCCGAGUGAGACCGACGGGAGGACGACCUGCAGACAUCCGGCGAGGAUUCAUCUGACGACCGAUCAGAGCUUCUUCUGCACCAAUAAAACAACACCGAUGAUCAAUAAAUAACUCCAGUGUUCAUUCAUACCGAGUAGAGACGGGAGUUUAUUCUGCUCACAUACUCCUCAAUUAAUGUGUUUAUUAGAAUAACACCGCACAGCACAGCUUUUACAGAAAUAAAAGAUAUUUUUACUUUUACUUAUAAAGUUAAAAGUUGUUAAAUGAUGUCUUAAAAUGAUGACCCUUCUUAUUAUUAUCUUGGCAGGACGGAGAAAGACGUGAUGUUUUCUGCUUUAAACUGGAAGAAUCUGCAGAAGAAAUAGAAACUGAUGAAUCUGACUUUUGUAAAUGUUACAGUAAAAAAUGUCUCUUA